AUGGAUCGGGAGUUGAAUGAUGGCACGAUAUUGCCCUGUAGGAGCUGGUCAGGAGGAGAGGGGCGUGCAGCUUGGGACAUCAAAUAUGAUGAAAACGAAAUCAAGUUGCGGUUCGAUGUGCCAGGACUCGCCAAGGGGGAAAUUAAGGUCUCCGUGGAGGACGAUACGCUUGUUAUCAAGGGAGACUACAAAAGGCGAGCUGGAGAUGAUUGUUGGUAUUGUAGGGGCUAUAGUUCCUAUGAUACCUGUCUUCAGCUCCCCGAAAGCUGUGAUAGAGAGAACAUCAAGGCAGAGCUCAAGGAUGGAGUUCUACUCAUCUCCAUUCCUCAGAAGAAAUUAGAGCGCAAGACUAUUGAUAUAGAAAUCCAGUAA
Molecule: messenger RNA, 372 nt
Organism: Theobroma cacao (cacao)
Lineage: Eukaryota; Viridiplantae; Streptophyta; Magnoliopsida; Malvales; Malvaceae
Product: small heat shock protein, chloroplastic-like
Biological process (GO): response to heat
Source: RefSeq, a predicted model, not a curated record